This is a messenger RNA of Trypanosoma theileri, 2061 nucleotides long. RefSeq lists its product as uncharacterized. The record is from RefSeq and is a predicted model, not a curated record. Lineage: Eukaryota; Euglenozoa; Kinetoplastea; Trypanosomatida; Trypanosomatidae. The coding region runs from base 1 to 2061 and encodes 686 amino acids. The transcript has a single exon.
AUGUAUUUCGGAACACAGCAGCGGCCACAGCCGUCGGCGUUAGGGACUCGCGGCUUCGCGGCGGAGGUGGCUGGCCGGGAUCGCGUGCGGUACUUCCGGCGGCCCGUCGAGGCGCACCCCCCGCUGGGCGGGUACGUUGAUGUCGGCUCCGUCCGCUUCGCCGCCAGCGCCCCCUCGACGCCGCUGCCGCUCGGGCCCAUCGCCCCGGGCACUUUCCCCCACGCCGCCCGCCCACACCACCUCCCGGCCAUUAAGAAGCGAACCGCAAAGAGAGAAGGGGAGUUCGGGCGCCGCACACGGAGCGCGACACCAUCGGAGAGUGCAACGCUCACAGGCACAGGUGCAGGAACAGGCACGCGGGACGCAGGGAUGCAGACCGUCUACAGAGAGAAUGAGGCACAGACAGUGCCAUAUACACCUGCCUACCGCAUCCCGGAAGGUGGAGACCCUAAUCCACAAAUUCUCGGUCUCAGUGAACUCAAAUGGAAUGAUGGAUUACCGGCCGGCAUGGAGGAAGUGGAACUAAUUCAGCGGAUUCGGCGUCGUCGUGCAGUAGAAGCAUCCCUCCCACCAGAAACAGAUGCAAAGUCUGCAGAGAUACGUCACUUGGCACUUUUUGAACUGGAGGAGCAGGAACGAAAGGAGAAGGAAGAGCAUAUGGAAAAGAUACGUCAGCGUCGUCUUGAUGCAAUCCGUGAGACACUGGAAAAACGUGAAGCGGCACGUGAAGAAUCUAACCGUCGAAGACUUGAGGCUGUAAAGGCACAAAAACUUGCAGAUCUUCGCCGUGUAAUUGAGAGGACAGAACUGCGGCGUAUAGCAGCGGGACAGAAAUCCAUAGAGAAGGGAGCAUCUAAGACAUCACCUUCUCCAGCUUUGGGAAUGUAUGCGGUGGAUCCUAUAGAAUCCUGCAAGAAUAAAAAAGAUCUUAUUGAAAGUUACUCCAAAUAUGGAGUCGCUGCCGCUUUACCACAGAUUCCAAGUAGUACUACUACUACCCCACCUCCACCAGUAGGACCAUCUGAUCAUUUCCGUCAUUACGAUGUCCGCCCAACAAUGCUUACUAUACCAGAAGGCAUUCAAGAAUUGGAAACUACUAAAAUACCACGAAUUCAAAAAUUACCACCAAACGCUUUUGUUGCCCCUGAAAAUUAUGCUAUUAAUUCUUUACCAACGCUUUACCAACGUCGUGAAGCAACCCGUGUAGUGGAUGCACUAGAGUAUGUUAAUGCCAAUAUUCAUAAGAGUGAAUCCCCUGAAGAGAAUAUUCAUGUAUUGGAGUUAUACCGUGCUACUCCUCGCUUACAGAGACCUGAUACACCUGAACUUGAACUUGAAGGUGACGCCGAAGAAGAAUUGGAGGAGGCCUGUGUUCUACUUCAACGUUUACUACGUGGUCGUGCUGUUCAAAAUGACUUCUUUGAUGGAAAGGAACGUUGUCGUGGACUUAUUGAAGAAUUACAAGCAGCAUCCAAUGCCAAAUAUGCGGAACGCAGCCCAGAAGAAAAGAAAGUGGAAGAAGAUGCUAAACGACGUGAAGAGAUUGCAGAUAGCCUGGGUGAUGAGGCACAAGGUGAUAUUAUCUCUGAAACCCUUGAUUACCUCUUUCAUGAACUCACACGACAACAAGAUCUCAGUGCACUGGAAGAACUUCGCCGUGAGGCAGAAGCCGUCCGUGCUGAUCGUGAGGUUAAAGAAGCUGAACUCCGUACACAAGAACGUAUUCUUCACGAUAAGGAAGCUGUUCAAUACACUGCUUACAUUCGUGCUAUUGAUGACGUUAUAGAGUGUUACACACAUGAGCUCUACACUGGCUCAGCUGAAGAGUGUGCAAUGGAGGAAGCAAUAGACACAGAAUGUAAACGUUUAGAGAAAUUAACAUCUUCAACUCCUAGCUUAGUAGACCCUGAAAGUACGGAAACUUUGGUAUGUGACAUGCUUGACAACUUUGUGUUACCUACAGUUGUAGAUAUGGUAUGCUUAAAAUCAGAUGAGUUGGAUCGAAAGGCACCCGCUGCAGCAGCAGCUGAGAGUUCCCAAAGUAUUAUCCCUCCGAAAUAA